Messenger RNA from Fundulus heteroclitus (mummichog), 7995 nucleotides. It is a transcript of the gene evplb, whose product is annotated as envoplakin b. The transcript is spliced from 22 exons. The record is from RefSeq and is a predicted model, not a curated record. Bases 115 to 6201 code for a protein of 2028 amino acids. Gene Ontology annotation, biological process: wound healing; intermediate filament cytoskeleton organization. Gene Ontology annotation, molecular function: structural molecule activity; cadherin binding. Gene Ontology annotation, cellular component: membrane; cytoplasm; intermediate filament. NCBI's taxonomy places the organism in Eukaryota, Metazoa, Chordata, Actinopteri, Cyprinodontiformes, Fundulidae.
ACUGAGAGGAGGGGGUAGAGAUACCACACGUGAACCGGAGGAGAAGAGAGCGGGGUGCUGGAAGAACCGCAGCACGACUCAGAUUACAGCGACAGGUCCAGACGGCCUCCCAAGAUGUCGAUCAAUAAGCAGCAGGCAUCUGAACUUGCUGUGGUGAUCAACCGCAUGCAGAAGAAUGCGGACCAGGUGGAGAAGAACAUCCUGCGUGCUGAGGAGCUCCUGACUGUGGACAAAGAGAGGGACGGGAAGAAGAGGAAGCUCCUUUACCAGCAGGAGAUCUCCCUGAACCUGGGUCAGGCCGAGGAGCUGCUCAAGAACCUGUUCCUGGACGUGGGCAAAGCCAAGAAGCUGAAGCACCCGCAGAACUCUGAGAUAGAGAAAGAUGUGAAAAACCUGCACGAUCGCUGGGCUAACAACUGCGCCAUCUACAGGGACCUGUACGACCAGGUGCAAGACCUGGAGCUGAAGCAGAAGAUUGACUGGGGCCCUGUUCUUCAGGAAAAACUGAACCACAUACUGGGAGAGGAGUACGGCCCCAACCUGUACGACGUAGAGAAGCAGAUCGCCGAGCACAACGUUCUCCACCAAGAGAUCGAAGCCUACAGCAGCCAGCUGCAGCCUGGCUCCACAACCUCCCCGGAGGAUUACAACGCCUUCAAAGAGAAAUAUGCUAAACUUUUGGAGAGCUCCAAGCACAGGCGCAACCACCUGGCCUCUCUGUACGAGUACAUGCAGCGCUGCAGCAAGGAGCUGAUCUACCUGACCGGCCAGCAGGAGAGGAUUCUCAACAGAGACUGGAGUGAUGGCAUGACCGACCCCGCAGGAGUCCGCACCGAGUACGAGAAAUUCAAAAGGAAUGGACUCACGGCACACGAGGAGGAGGUCAAUCACCUCCAGCAGGAGGGAGAAAAUCUGGUUCUAUCGAAACACCCCGCCAGCGAAAUGAUAACGGUCCAAAACGACAGAGUGCAGCUGGAGUGGCAGGCCUUCCUCAACCUGUGCAUAGCGCAGGAAGUACACCUGGAGAACAUUGACAACUACAAGAAGUUCCAGCUGGAUGGAGAGACGCUGUCCGAGUCUCUGCAGAGACUCGGUUCCACCUUGGAUCCAAAGUCCCUGACCAACAAGAGCAAUCCGGAGAUUCUGCUGGCGCUGGAGGGAGAUGAACCAUCCGUGAAAAGGAAUGAGCAGCGAAUGGAGGCCCUAAGGGAGCUCAGCAGGAAUAUUGCUCCUCUGAAGCUGCGCAGGAUCCAGUCCAGCAAACCCAUCCCCGUGGUGUCCCUGUGUGACUGGGCAGAUGAAAACGGGUCAGUGGAGCGCGGCGAGACGAUGAUCCUGAAGUCCAACUCAAACGAUAAGUACUGGGAUCUGGAGGACAGUCAGGGGAAGGCCACAAGCCUCCCAGGGGCAUGUUUUGAGAUUCCACCGCCUGAUCCAGAGGCCUUGGAGACUAUGAAAAGGCUGGAGAGAAAACUGGCAGACCUGAAGAGCAAUAGAACGGCACUGAUGAAUUCCCUGAAAACCCCCACAGCAGAGGUGAUCCGCCCCCAGAAGGCUGCUGUUAUUGAAAGUGCUCCUGAGGAUCCGAAACUCACAGAGCUCAUCGGUGAUGUAGAUAAACUCAACAAAGCUCUGGUGAAGAAUGAGACAGAAGUCCUGAAUAGACUGAGGACCCCACUGAAUAGCAGCAACCCUAUUCAAGACCUGCAAAAAAGGGAGCAAGAUAAUGAGAAAUCUGCUCUGACUGUCAGAAAGCUGGAGUCUGACAAGUCUGCCAUCCAAAGACAAGUGGAUCCAAUUUUGACCAAGAAACCUCUGGGACCACAAGCCUCCUUGUUGCCGCUCAAACUCAGCGCUGCUGACAACAAGAUCCAAGACAUCAAUACGCUCAUGGAUCUUUAUAACAAAAAAGCAACAGCCUCCAUGUUCCUGGAAAAACAGCUGGAAAAGGCUGAUAUCACUGUUUCCACGUUUGAGCAGCAACUAACCAAAGACGGUGUCAUUCUCGAUCAGCCAGAUGUCCUUCAGAGUCGCGUCAAGAAGCUGCAGACUAUGCAGAAGGACGUUCUCUCGAGAAAAGAAGAACUGAACACGCUAGGCAAAGAGCUCGACCUGACCAAGCAAGCUUGCAGCACCCUUCAGCAGAGAUUCAACGAGUACUGCCCCGACAUCCGGCGCCAGGAGAAUCAGGUGAAACUCCUGAAGAACCGCUACACAAGCGUCAAUAAUCAGCUCCAGGAUAGGUUGGCUCUCCUUAAAAAAGCCUCCAAUAAAAAUCAAGAGUUUAACAAUGUUGCUCAGUCACUGGACUUCUUCUUGCUGAAUUUGCCCGAUCACACAAUCAAACCUUCUGAUGGUUUGAGAGAGAUACAGACCAAGGAGAACUUCCAAAAGACAGUGGUGGAGGACAUUGAGAAGAGGUCUGGGGAUUUGGACCGACUCAAGGAUCUGUCCAAAGAUCUGCAGAGUGUUUUGAAUCAAUAUGAAAUCAAGUCAAAAACCUAUUGUGACACUCUGAACGAUAAUGACGACAAUGCGGACGGUGAGGACUACGAGAACGGUGAAGAUGAAACUUAUAAGGCAACAGCUCCAAAGAAGCGUCUAACAUCACCUCUGGCUCAAGACGUGGAAAGAACGGAGAAAGACCUGCUGAACCGCUUCUCUGAGACCUCGGCUGAAAACAAACAGCGACUUAGUCAGCUGGGGACAGCAAAGAACAUGAUUGCAAUGAAUGAAGAUAAAGUGAGUCAGGUGGCUGUCACUCAGCAGCUGCAGCUUCAGAGCCAACAGAAGAACCUCGUGCAAACUGAUGGUCUAAAAAAGGAAUUAGAUGAAGAAAUAAACAGGCGUUUACAUGCUGAGAAUAACUUGGAAAGCUACCGAAAGAGGUUUUUGUCUCUGAAGCACAGGAGAGGAGUGGAAAGGUUGGAGGAGAAGGAAGUGGUGCAGUAUUAUCGUGAACCAAAACUGGAGGCGGAGAUCAAGUCACUGAAACAGCGCAUUCAGGAUGAAGAAUUCAAGGCAUCCAGAAUCCAGUCUGAGGUAAAGCUGAUCAAUGAGAAGAUCAUCACAGUGGAACUACAACUGACCAAAGUGGAACCUAAGCUAGUGACCAAAGUGUUCACUGAAUAUGAACGAGACCCCAAACUUGAUAAAGAGGCAACUGAAAUCAAAGAUGAGAUGGAGAGGAUUCGGAUGGCGCGUCAAACAACAGAUACUGAAAUUGUCCGUUUGAAAACUGAGCUCACGCUUCUAUCUCAGCAGAAACCAAAUAUCAGGCAGAAAAUUGUCAAAAAAGAAGUGGUGAGACUGGAAAAAGACCCAGAGAUGCUGAAAGCAUUUCUAGCAUUCCAGGGUGACAUUGCAGAAGAGGAACUACGCAGCAAGUCUCUCAACGAUCUCAUUUAUAACAUCAGGACCCAAAUCAAUACACUGGAGAGGGUCAUUCCAUCCAUUGAACCCAAGAUUGUGACCAAAGUUGUGAAACAAGUGAAGCAAGAUCCAGAACUGAUGGAUGAGUCAAAGAAAAUAAGAAUCGCUUUGGAAGAGGAGAAGGACGAGAAUGCCAUCAUAAAGAAGGAGCUCACCACCCUUCAGUUCCGUUUUGGGGAACUGGAGCAGCUCAAGCCCAAAGUUGAGGUCAAAGAGAUUAUCAAUGAGAUCUACAGAGUUGAUCCUGACACAGAGAUUGAGCUGGUGCGUCUGAGGAAGAAGCUGCAGGAUUUGAGCCAGCGCCGUUCAGACCUUGAAAACGAGACUGACUCAGUAACAACAACCCUGACCACCCUACGCACCCAGAAACCCAAAGUGGAGUACAAGGAGGUGACCCAGGAGGUGAUCAAAGAAGAGAAGAGUCCAGAGGUCAUGAGGGAAUUGCAAAGACUGAACAACCAAGUCUCCCGCUUACAAGUCAAUUAUGACACCACCCUUGAGCUGCUAACCCGCCUACGUAAGGAAAGGGAUGAACUAAAAGUUGAAAAAUCCAAAGUGGAAACAAAACUUCUGACAAAGGAGGUCAUCAAGUAUGAGGACGACCCUCUUCUGGAGAAGGAGGCUGAUAGGCUUCGAAGGGAUGUACGAGAGGAAAUCCAUCAACGCCGAAGUGCGGAGGAAUGUCUCUUUGAGCUACAGAACCAAUACAUCACUCUUGAAAGGCAGAAACCAGAAGAAAAGAUUGUCACCAAGGAGGUUGUUCGCCUUCAGAAAGACCCAAUGCAGAUCAAGGAGCAUGACAAGUUGAAUAAAACAUUGGACGACGAAACAAAAACACGCAGAAAACUUGAAAUAGAGGUCAGACAGCUGAGAGCACUGAUAAUAGAAAAAGAAAAAGACAUAGCCAAAAUGGAUGAUCGCCAGAAGAAGAUCCAAGUAGAGUCUGAGCUCAGGCAGAUCAAGAGUCGCAUUCUUGAACUGGAGAAUGCUCCACCUCCCGUUGAAGAGAAGAUCAUUAUCGAGGAGGUCCUGAAAGUGGAGAGGGACCCCAAGCUGGAAAAACUCACUGAGGGUACUCGUUUUGAAAUGGAGAAGGAGAGCACCAACAUCAGCCGCCUUGAGAGAGAAAUUCGGAAUCUCAAACUGAAGUUGGAGAUUCUGCAGAAGGAGAAGUCCAUUGAGAAAGUUGUUUACAGAGAAGUGGUUCGAGUAGAGAAAGACCCAGCGGUUGAAGCCGAGAGGGAUCAUCUCAGAGAUAUUGUAGCGCAGGAGAGGAGUCUGAGGCGAAAUCAAGAAGACAGCCUGCAGAGCAUAAACAACCAAAUACACCAUCUGCAGACAUCAAGAUCAAUGACUUCUCACGAGGAGACAACUCUAAUCACAAGUAAAGAUACUCUGCAGAGGGAAAAGGAAGAGCUCCUGAGACAACUGAAAGCCCUGGAGACUGAAAGGCAUACCACCAGCAUUACCUUCCAACAACAGUCCAAGUUGAUAAGUGAGAGGAACCAGAUGGCACGCCAGAGAAGUCUAAAAACAUCCACUGAGAUCCAGAGGCUGGAGAAAGACAUCCUGCAUGAGAAAGAUAAGAUACACCAGAGGGAGACCCUGAUUGCUGAGCUCCAGAACGGUAUAAAGUCAGAAGAUCAUUCGGAAACUCACACCAGAGAGACAAACCUCUCAACAAAGAUCACCAUCUUGGAUCCAGAGACCGGCAAAGACCUGUCUCCCUAUGAUGCUUACUUGCAAGGAGUAAUUGAUCGAAACCACUACCUUCAGUUGUCUCAGCUGGAGUGCGACUGGGAGGAAAUCACUUCAACCGGCCCAGAUGGAGAUACAACAAUUUUGCAAGAUCGGCAAAGUGGGAGGCAAUACUCUGUCAAGGAUGCUCUGAAGGAAGGCCGCCUGACUGAGUACGAUGUGAUCCAGUACAAGGAGGGGAAAAUGACUACCCCUGAGUUUGCCCUCCUUGUUGCAGGAGAAAAGCCAGCACCUUUCAUUCCUACAGUAAUACCAAGAUCCCCAAGUAAGCCCAUCCCAUCUUCCCCCAUGAACCCCAUGCCUUCACCCUUAAGGUCUUCCUACACCAACUUGAACACUCGGCAGAGUCGCAGCAGUUUGAACAACCUCGCCGAUAGCACAUCAGAAAACAAUUUCCCUAUCUCUGGCAUAUUUGAUACCACCACCGAUAGCCGCAUGUCUGUGCGAAGUGCUCUCACUCGUAAACUAAUCGAUCAAGACACUGCAAUAAGGCUGCUGGAGGCACAAUCAGCUUCCGGUGGAAUCGUCGAUCUGACCAAAGUUGACAAGCUCUCUGUCCACAAAGCAGUCCAGCAAGGCCUUAUUGACUCAGGUCACAUGUACCAGCUGCUGAAUGCUCAGAAAGCCUUCACUGGAGUCGAGGACUCUGUGACCAAACAGCGUCUGGCAGUGGGAGAGGCAGCACAGAAAGGUUACAUGCCCAAAGAGAACGCCAAGAGGUACAUGGAAGCACAGUACCUCACUGGUGGGUUAGUGGACCCCAAUAAGGCUGGCCGCCUCACCAUCGACGAGGCACUUGCAAGAAAUUUGAUUGAUAGCACAAUGGCUAAUGAGCUGAAAGACGAUGCUUUGCACUCCAAAGAGCUGGUAGACCCCAUCACCAAGGAGAAAAUAUCAUACAAGCAGGCUAUGGAUCGGUGUAAGAGAGACGUAACUACUGGGCUCCUGCUGCUUCCUGUAACCUCAACAGGAACAAAUGCUCCAUCCUACUCUAGCUACAACUUCUAUUAACAGCAAAAUUCAAAAAGAGAUUUAGAUUAGCUCCAGAUUGUGGUGCUAGCAAACUGACUGGAGCAGAAACAUUAAUGUUCGGGCAUACAUCAGAUGAAGAAAGAGAAAAACAUUUAUUUUGGGGGGAAUGUACUCAUAGACUGUUUUUCUUGGUAAUGGUUCUAGUUUUCUGUAAAAAUGAAGGUAUUUUUGUCUUAAUGUCAUAAACGUUGCCUUUUUCCCAAACAUUGUGAAAUACUGCUUCACAUGCAUGUUCCUAUUAAACUCAACUAACUUGCAUUCCUUUUUUCUGACCUUUUUUUAAAAAUAGUCUUUAAUUGAUCUGGCAAACAAAACUCUGUUUAGUAUAUAAACUGUAACUCAUUAUUUACUUUAGCUACCUUUUAAUCUCAUUUAAUAUAAUAUAAAUAUAUAUAUAUAUAUAUAUAUUUCAUUUGAAGAGUCCUUAGAAUAUUUGGCCAAUGGCUCACUCAUGGGGAAACAUUUGAGGCAGUAGCUGUAAAAAAUUUGGCAUCGCAGAGUGUAACAACACAUUCCUUGCAAACGUUGCACCACUUCAACAUCGCCCACCUGUGGUUGUCACUACAAACACCCUAAGUAUAGCUUCAGGGAGCUGCGGGCUUUGUUUUUGAUAUCAAUAGGAGGGCCGUCCUGUCAGUGGUGUCUGUCCAGGAACGACUCACUCCACAUGACAGUGAGUCAUGCUCUGGAACUGUCUGUGCUUACCUCAAGGUAAAAUUCCUGUACUCUAUGUACACAGCUUGUAAACUAAGGCGAGUCAUAGGCUUGGAAACGCAGGAUUAAGGGUACAGAUUAAACGUGACUCAGGCAUUUGUUGAAUUAACAAUUAGGACAACCUAACAAGUGAUACUCUGGAAAAUGUAGUCAAAGGAGGACCACUGAUCAAUGUUUUUGACCUUCCACAGAUCUACCCACAUCCCAAUGCACACUUCAGAAAGUAGUUACCCUUGGUUCAUUUUAAAAUUAGGAAAAGGUCUACCACACAUUUAUCUAGUCAAUAUUUGAUAUUAGUGGAUUAAGUGCGUGAAAGACCCCAUCUGACCUCCCCCCAAAGAGGGUUCACAGCUACAACUGUGGCUGGCAUGUCCGUCAGUCAGAUUACCCGAUGACUGCAAGGACUUUGUAGGAUUAUUAGCCAUGAGCCUGUCUGGAGGCUGAAGUGACCCCACUCUGUGUCCAGGGGGAGGGGGUUAAGGAAUGAUGGUUGGGUCAUCUCCAAAACAUGAAAACAGCCUGGCAUGCGAUGCGUUUUGUUGUUUUUGUUAAAUUUUUUUUACGAGAACAAAGAAGCAACACGUUGAAAGUUUCCAUUUUUUCAUUUCUUUCUUAUUGUACUGACAGAUGCACAACACUCAGAGGAAAAAGCUUACUGAAAGGCCUAGAGUACGACAGCAUCCCAUACACCACACAGAUGUGAAAAUGAUUUGCUUUGACGGGACUGUUGCCUGACUGAUGCACAUAAUAACUGACUCCUGUUUUGUGUUGCUUGAUUAUUAUUGUUUUGAUUCAAAUGGAGCACUGAUGGAACAAAAAGUGAGCAUCUGCAUUUUGGUCUCGCUAAAUUACACCACAAAGGAUGGCGACAAAGGCUCCAGUAACAAUAAUUGGCCCAACACCAUAUCUGCUUCAAUUACAAGUGGCAUAAUUCAGUUAAACCAACUGUCAAUUCUUCUUGUUAAAUUUUACAUCAGUAAUUUAAUAUGCCCUAUCUGUAAAGUGUCUGGUAUAUACUGUAGACUGGCAUCUGAAAAAUAAAACUUUAUUGAAACUGAA